AUGGCGACCGCCGCGGAGCAGUGGGUUCUGGUGGAGAUGGUCCAGGCGCUCUACGAGGCUCCUGCUUACCACCUUAUUUUGGAAGGCAUUCUAAUUCUCUGGAUAAUCCGACUUCUGUUCUCUAAAACGUACAAAUUACAAGAACGAUCUGAUCUUACAGUCAAGGAAAAGGAAGAACUGAUUGAAGAGUGGCAGCCGGAACCUCUUGUUCCUCCCAUCUCGAAAGACCAUCCUGCUCUCAACUACAACGUUGUUUCAGGCCCCCCCAGCCACAACAUUGUGGUGAAUGGAAAGAAAUGUGUCAACUUUGCCUCCUUUAAUUUCCUGGGAUUGCUGGAUAACGCUCGGGUCAAGGCGGCGGCUUUGGCGUCUCUGAAGAAGUACGGCGUGGGCACUUGCGGACCUAGAGGAUUCUACGGCACGUUCGAUGUGCACUUGGAUUUGGAGGACCGCCUGGCAAAGUUCAUGAAGACGGAAGAAGCCAUCAUCUACUCCUGCGGGUUUGCCACCAUCGCCAGUGCGAUCCCCGCUUACUCCAAGAGAGGCGACAUCGUGUUUGUAGACAGAGCCGCCUGCUUUGCCAUUCAGAAAGGGUUGCAGGCCUCCCGGAGCGCCAUCAAGGUGUUUCAGCACAACGACAUGGCCGACCUGGAGCGCCUGCUGCAGGAACAGGAGGCGGAAGACCAAAAGAAUCCUCGCAAGGCUCGGGUCACCCGACGUUUCAUCGUUGUGGAAGGGCUGUAUAUGAACACGGGGACUAUCUGUCCUCUCCCGGAGCUGGUAAGCCAGCGCGCUCCCGAGCGUGGCAGUACUGGGCCGGGGCGGUUUGUUUCCGUGCACGUCUGUCGGACGCCUGCGCUGUUGCAUGACGGGCGCUCACUACCGGGAAGCAGAUGAGCCUUACGUGCCCACCCUGGUCUCUGAGCGAUAAUGAAGACUCAGCUUUGUAAAGCCUCCUGUAUUGAGGUGUAAUUGACUUGCAGGUGUACAGUUCUUUUGUUUAAAGGCUUUUAUUUACUUUAUUUGAGAACAAAAGAAAGCACAAGC
Messenger RNA from Enhydra lutris kenyoni (northern sea otter), 1047 nucleotides. RefSeq names its product serine palmitoyltransferase 1-like. Gene Ontology annotation, cellular component: endoplasmic reticulum. The transcript has 8 exons. NCBI's taxonomy places the organism in Eukaryota, Metazoa, Chordata, Mammalia, Carnivora, Mustelidae. The record is from RefSeq and is a predicted model, not a curated record. Gene Ontology annotation, biological process: ceramide biosynthetic process; sphingosine biosynthetic process. The coding region runs from base 1 to 897 and encodes 298 amino acids. Gene Ontology annotation, molecular function: serine C-palmitoyltransferase activity; pyridoxal phosphate binding.